Prorocentrum cordatum is the source of this 1417-nucleotide messenger RNA. The record is from the annotation of a GenBank genome assembly. NCBI's taxonomy places the organism in Eukaryota, Dinophyceae, Prorocentrales, Prorocentraceae.
AGCCGCUUCGGCUCAAUUACGGAGGAGUCGCCCUUUGGGCUCGGCUGGGCCAGUCCAGCGUGCCAGCCGCAAUGGAUACGACAGACGUGCUCGGAGACUACCAUGAGCACAUCGACGACGACGCCUUCCUCUGCUGCCCAGUCCCCCACAACAGCAGCGUGGCAGGCGUGAUCAUGAAAAACAGGCUCGACAGGCUGCAUAAUCUCUCGGUCAAGAACUUGCACCUGUCGAUCGUGUGCAUGAUGUACAUUGGCGUCAACGUCGUCUGCAUCACCUUGAACAGCAUGAGCGAGGAGGGUCGGGAAGCGAACGAAUUGGUCUUCCACCUGCUCGAGUUCUGGGCGACCUUUGUCUUCUCGGUCGUGCAAGUGUAUUCGCUCACCUUUUCCCCGCGUAGCCUCGGCGCUGUUUAUAGUAACCCUUUGGUCCUCAAACUGGUCGUCUUCUUCAACGUGGUGGCCACUUUCAUAUCGGCGCUGCUGGUAACUGUCAGCCUUGAGAGCUUCGAAGCCCCGUCGCACGAGCUGGAGUAUUUCAACGAAAUAACCAUGGCUUUUGUGGACGUCGUCCUGUUUGCGGUAGUUGUCAGACAGGCCGGGAACUGCUCCACCCUUCUCACAACACUGGUCGCCCUUGUGGUUGCCGUGGUGCAGCUGCUCAUCUACAACCUGCUCGACGGGCCCGGCGGAGGGUUCGGCGAGCAGUUGGCCCACUUCUUCGAGUUCGCCUUCGAGAUCUCUAGCGCCUUCAUCUCGGCGGCCCACCAGAGGUCCUGUGCGACCGGAAGAUCAAGCUGCUGCUGCGGAAGCAGCAGGGGGCCUCCGUGUGCGCCGCGCAGGCCGCCGGGGGGCAGGCCGCGGGCCCCGGAGCGGGUGCGGUCCCGUGAUCGCUGGCCAUGCGCCAGUGGCGGGGGGGGCUGGUCUCCGCCAGGCCUGCAUAUGGGGGCCCAGCUCCGGCGGCGCGCAGAGACGGGGCGGGCCGAUGAGCGGCUCUCGGUGCGCGUCGUCGCUCUGCGCCGGCUGGGGCCGCGAGGUCGCUGCGGCUCUCGCUGCGCCGGCAUCGGCCGGGGGCCAGCCGGCGCGGGCGCUUCGGUGUGGAUUCGAUGCGGGGCGGCUCGCUGUCGAUCAGAGCCCCGAAUCAUCAGGGGUAACUCGGGCCAGGGAUAGCUCGGGUUCGUUUUUCGGGAAUCCGAACCCGAGUUGCCUCGGACCCGAGUUACCCCGGAUAGCUCGGGCGCCCAAGUCGAUGCGAUCCAGUUCCGACCCGAGUCGGCUCCGCGAGGCGACGCGGCCGAGGCCUGGCGGCCAGGGCCCCGGAGGCCAGGACCUUGCCACCGAGGGGUUCUAGGAGGGGAGCAGACCCCCCCUCGCGCCCCGCCCCUUCUCUUCUGCGCGCCGCCGGUCAGCCUGCGCUCGCG